Messenger RNA from Lathyrus sativus (Indian pea), 339 nucleotides. Lineage: Eukaryota; Viridiplantae; Streptophyta; Magnoliopsida; Fabales; Fabaceae. The record is from the annotation of a GenBank genome assembly.
AUGUAUGAUAGAACGUAUCUAGGAAGACGUGGGCUUAAACAACAUUUUAAAGAAGGAGUUGUUGUGUUUCUUACUUAUGUGUUUGCUCAAGAAUACUGUCGAAGCGAAGAAGGGGUAAGAUACCCGUGUUUCAAGUGUGGUUGCAGAAGUAUAAUUAGUGAUCCAAAUAAAGUGAAACGCCACUUGGAGAAAGAUGGUUUUAGGCCAAAUUAUUGGGUGUGGUAUUCUAAUGGAGAAAUACUUCCAGAGAUGAAUAGAGAGGCUUCAAGCAGUCAAACACAUAUUGGAGUUGAGAUAGGUACAGAGACAUUAAGCAGUCAAUCACAUUUGCAAGACUAG